AUGUAUGUCUUUGGCGAGGUUCAAGAUCCGCUCGAGGACACUGUCGAGCUUGUUGAGGAUAUCGUGCAGUCACAGCUCUGCGAGAUUCUGGCGCAGGCAGCCAGCCACGCAUUGAAGCGAGGCACUCGCUUCAUCAACGUCGAGGAUCUGAUCUUUCUGAUCCGCAAGGACACACAGAAGGUGAACCGUCUCAAGAUCUUUCUGUCGUGGAAGGACGUGCGGAAGGCCCAGGGCAAGGACUCGAGCGGCGGAGCGGACACUGCCGAGGAUCUGUUGGAAGAAGGUGCUGAUAAGCCGCUCAAGGUCAAGCGCAUGAAGAUCAAGUUUUCCUGGGAUCUGAUUCAGCAGUACAGCAGCCUCUUGAGCGACGACGAGGACGAGGACGAGGACGAAGAGGAGCUGGAGGCUUACGAAGACCAGAUACAGCGCCUAAAGACGGCUGACGACGUCACCAAGACCAUGUCCAAGGAUCAGUAUAUCUACUACGCUGACUGCCGACAGGCAUCAUUCACCUUCAAGAAAGUCAAAAAGUUCCGCGAGUUUUGCAUGAUGUCCAACUACUGCGAAAACAGAACCAAUAACGAGGUCAUGGAUGUCCUCGGAUUCCUGGCAUACGAGCUUGUGUCUAAACUGACCGAGGUCGGCCUCCACGUCCGCAAAGAGUGGGCCCAGAGCAAGCCCGCCGAUGGGGACGGGCCACGCAUCCCUGAUUUGUUUGCCGGUCCACCGCCCGAGAUCUCUCCGUUGCAGCCGGUGCACAUCCAAGAAGCGUUCCGCAGACUGCAGCGCCCAUCCAAGUGCAUGGACAGCUUCCGAAGCGGACUACAGCGCACGAUGGUCAGCUUGAUCUGA
This is a messenger RNA of Polychytrium aggregatum, 852 nucleotides long. RefSeq names its product transcription initiation factor IID, 18kD subunit-domain-containing protein. The record is from RefSeq and is a predicted model, not a curated record. The transcript has 5 exons. Gene Ontology annotation, molecular function: protein heterodimerization activity; transcription coregulator activity. Bases 1 to 852 code for a protein of 283 amino acids. Lineage: Eukaryota; Fungi; Chytridiomycota; Chytridiomycetes; Polychytriales. Gene Ontology annotation, biological process: transcription by RNA polymerase II. Gene Ontology annotation, cellular component: SAGA complex.